Pterocles gutturalis (yellow-throated sandgrouse) is the source of this 585-nucleotide messenger RNA. RefSeq names its product eukaryotic translation initiation factor 4 gamma 3-like. The transcript is spliced from 3 exons. The annotation marks the transcript as partial. Lineage: Eukaryota; Metazoa; Chordata; Aves; Pterocliformes; Pteroclidae. The record is from RefSeq and is a predicted model, not a curated record.
CAGCUGCCCAGCCAGGUCCCCGAGCACAGCCCUCUGGUUUAUGGGACUGUGGAGAACACCCACCUCGCCGCCAGCACCCCCGGCACCGCGACCAGCACCCCGAAGCAAGAAGAGAAGCCCAAACCAGACCCAGUAUUAAAACCACCUUCUCCAGUCCUCAGACCAGAACCUACUGGGGAGAAAAAAGAUCAAGCCGGCCAGACGACCGAGGCCACCUCGGUGGAAACCCCACUGGAACUUCCUCUUGCUCCAUCGCCAACCCCGGCCGCUCCCGUCGCCGUUGUUUCUACACCUGCUGCUAUUGUCGUCGCCGUUUCCAUGCCCAUACCUAAUGCCGCGCCCUGCACGGACACGUCGGCCCCUCCGCCAGCGGAAGAGGCUGAUUCCGAGGCGUGCGAGGAGCCGGGUAACGUAGCAUCUAGUGAUAUCCCAGUGACUGCUAGUACUCAUCUAAUUACCGAAACGAACGGAGUUAGCGAAACAGCGACUGCUGCCGAGAGCGGAGUAGAUGUAGCCCAGGCGGAACCUGCGCCAUUGACUGUUGAGUCGGAGCCGGCAGAAGCCCCUCCGGCAGAAGAGGAAAGC